Messenger RNA from Pyrus x bretschneideri (Chinese white pear), 2310 nucleotides. Its product is annotated as disease resistance protein RUN1-like. The record is from RefSeq and is a predicted model, not a curated record. NCBI's taxonomy places the organism in Eukaryota, Viridiplantae, Streptophyta, Magnoliopsida, Rosales, Rosaceae. The transcript has 4 exons. Bases 178 to 1917 code for a protein of 579 amino acids. Gene Ontology annotation, biological process: signal transduction; defense response.
AAUGAAGUUGUCGGGGAAAGUUCCUCUCCUUCAACUUGACCACAUUCACAUUGGAAGGUAGUAGGUAGGAAGAAAAGCAUGGGGAUUGAUAUAACAAGAGUCCAUUGUCAUACCAUAUUGCACAUUCCAAUUCUUUGAGAGGCUCUUUUCUUUAGGUUACCAUGCUUUAAUUCUUCUAUGGCCAAUCAACUGGUCGCUUCUUCUUCCUUCCCUCCUUCAUGGAAAUAUGAUGUGUUUUUGAGUUUUAGAGGAGAAGAUACACGCACUAAUUUUACAGAUCAUUUAUACAAUGCUUUGGUUAAUAAGAGAAUCAAGACCUUCAUUGAUCGUGAACUUAGAAGAGGAGAAGAAAUAGCACCAGCACUCCUCAAAGCAAUUGAAGAAUCAAGAAUUUCUCUUGUCAUAUUCUCUCAAACCUAUGCAUCUUCAUCGUGGUGCUUGGAAGAGCUCGUUAGGAUUCUUCAAUGUAAAGAUUCAAAGCAACAAAUAGUUUUGCCAGUCUUUUACAAGGUGGAACCGUCCCAUGUGCGAAAGCAAGAGAGUAGUUUCGGUAAAGCGUUUACAGAACUUGUGAGCAAAUCCGGCAACAACAACGAGAAGGUGCCUGUGUGGAAGAGUGCUCUUACAGAAGUAGCAAAUUUGUCAGGAUUUCCUGUCAAGGAGGGAGACUACGAAACUACAAUUAUCAACGACAUUGUUAAUGAUAUCUUAGUUCGAGUACCUGAUGGCACAUAUGUGAAAGGUUCUCAUCAGCGUAAGAAAAGUAUAGAUCGUUUGCAAACUACUUUGGAUAGUUACGAUUCUUAUAAAGGAGAACCUUUCAGAGAUAUUCAAAGAGUACUUCAAAAAAGUUAUGAUGCCUGGGAUGAUGUCGUGCAACAAGUUAGUUUGGAUAUGUCACACAAGGGCAUGAGACAAUUGAAGGGGUUUAAGAAUUCGGCAGAGUUUACAUCUAUGAAUUUCAGAGGCUGCGAAUUCUUACAAAAAAUUCCCGACUUAUCUGGAAGCCCAAAUCUAAAGCACUUGGUUCUAAGUGAUUGUAAAAGUUUGGUUGACGUGGAUGAUUCUAUUGGAUACCUUGAUAAACUUGUUUACUUGAAUCUUAAUGGGUGCUCUAAGCUGAAGAGGUUUGUAACAAGACUUGGAUUGAGAUCCCUUGAAUGCCUUUAUCUAAAAGGUUGCACAAGGCUCGAGAGUUUCCCAGAAAUAGAAGAGGGCAAGAUGGAAUCUCUAACGGAUUUGGAUAUACGACAAAGUGGCAUAAGAGAAUUACCUUCAUCAAUUGCAUAUCUUACUGGGCUUCAAAGAUUGAAAGCAAAUGAAUGUGAGAACCUUACAGGUACAUCAUUACAUCAUAUAUAUGGGUUGCAAGAUCUGAUUCAAGCUCAUUUCGGUAAGUGCCCAAAACUCGUGACAUUUGGGAAUCAUGAGGUGCAGUUUGAUGAAGUUUCAUCUUGCAACUCUAUCACAUUAGCCCUUCCCAACCUAUUUGAUCUUGAUUUGGGAGGAUGCAAUUUAUCAAAAAGUGAUUUCCUUGUGCCUCUUGGUUGCUGGUUCGCAUUAGCAAGCCUUGAUCUGUCGAGAAACAAUUUUGUUAGUCUUCCGGAUUGCAUUAACAAAUUUGUCAACUUAGUGAAACUUAGAUUGAGUGGUUGCAGGAGGCUUCGAAAAAUUCCACAAGUUCUUCCACCAAGCCUAUGUGACUUAUAUCUGGAUGAUUGCGCAUCAUUGGAGAAAAUUCCAAAAUUGCCCCCGAUGCUUGAGCGUCUGGAGUUGACUAAUUGCAUUAAACUAAGUGGAGAUGAAGUGGCAAAGUUGAAAAAAAAUUGGUUGAACGAGGAAUCUUUUCAGCGCGCUGAAUUGCAAGUUAUUCUGCCAGACACUGAAGUUCAAAAGUGGCCCAGCUAUACCCCUUGACCAUCUUACAGCCACUGAACAUCUAUCAGAAAAUGAAUUUCGUUUUGAAAGUCCUCUACAUUUUCAAGGGGAAACGUUAUUUGAAUUGGCUCUAUCUGUUGUUCUUGGAGCACGAACUAAUUAUUUUGAUAAUCUUUAUAUUCUCAUCAAGGGAAUACAAAAGCUUGUACCUUAUUCAUGGGAUGAGAUGAAAAUCGUGGCAACUCGUGUGACUCGAGUCAGUGGAUUUAGACGAUCACGAGCAGCAUGGAGAUAUUUGUCAAGUUAUAUUUCCUUUCCCCAACUCUGCACGCAUUAAAGUUAGGCAUUAACUUCUUAUUCUACUGUCUUGCGUUUGUCCUCCUAUUUUCUUGAUAUGUUGGUGCAGCCUUUUUCAUAGACGGCUUUUCUGUU